This is a messenger RNA of Triticum turgidum subsp. durum (durum wheat), 1479 nucleotides long. NCBI's taxonomy places the organism in Eukaryota, Viridiplantae, Streptophyta, Magnoliopsida, Poales, Poaceae. The record is from the annotation of a GenBank genome assembly.
AUGACGCAAAUGGAGGUCGUCUACCUCGGCGUUGCUCUCGUGUCCUUGUGCAUUGUGCUUCUUUACAGGCGCAGGCGCUCGGCAGGGAACGAGCCGCCGGGGCCGUGGCAGCUGCCGGUGAUUGGUAGCCUGCACCACCUCAUUGGGCAGCUGCCCCACCACGCGAUGCGUGACCUGGCCCGGCGUUACGGGCCGGUGAUGCUCCUUCGGCUCGGGGAGGUGCCCACGCUGGUGGUGUCGUCCAGGGAGGGUGCCCGCGAGGUGAUGAAGACCCACGACCUGGCAUUCGCGACGCGGCCACUGAACGCCACCCUGCGCGUGCUAACCGGCGGCGGCCGGGACCUUGUGUUCGCUCCGUACGGCGACUACUGGCGCGAGCUCAGGAAGAUUGCCGUCUCGGAGCUCUUAUCGGCGAGGCGCGUCCUGUCCUUCCGCACCAUCCGAGAGGAGGAGGUCGCCUCCAUGCUACGGGAUGUCGCAGGAUCCGCGGCGGCCGCACGCCCCAUGGAGCUGCGCGCCCGCCUCUCAGCGCUCGUCACUGACAUCACGGUCCGCGUCGUCAUUGGCGACCGGCUCAAGGAGCGCGACGCCUACAUUCGCUGGCUCGAUCUCUCAGUCAAGCUGGUGGCCGGGUUCAACCUGACGGACCUGUGGCCGUCUUCCUUGCUGGCCGGCUGUCUCAGCAGGGCUGGGCGCCGCGCCAAGGAGUGCAGCGACACCGGGAACCGCAUCUUUGACACCAUCAUCCGUGAAAGGAGAAUGGAAGGACGGAACGGGAACAAGUUUCUGGACGUCCUUCUAAGCAUGCAGAAAGAGGGCAGGAUCGACAUGGACACCGUCAAAUACAUGGUCUUCGAGGUAUUUGGUGCCGGCAGCGAGACGGCAGCGACAACACUGGAGUGGGCAAUCAUAGAGCUGAUCAGGAACACAACCGUGAUGCAGAAGGCGACAGCCGAGGUUCGGCGAGCCUUCGAGGCCCGCGGGACAAUAUUGGAGCAUGCCCUUGACGAGCUCUCGUACAUGCACCUAGUCAUCCGGGAGACGUUGCGACUCCACACCCCUGUGCCGCUGCUCGUCCCACGGGAAUGUCGGGAGCCAUGCCAGGUGCUCGGUUAUGAUGUGCCACAGGGCACGCAGGUGUUGGUGAACGCCUGGGCACUGGCCCAUGAUGAGAGCUACUGGCAUGACAAGCCGGAUGAGUUUCGGCCUGAGCGGUUCGAGGGUGAGGCGGCCAUGGUGGACUUCAGGGGCACCGACUUCUCCUUCCUACCGUUUGGGGCUGGCCGGAGGAUGUGUCCCGGAAUAGUGUUUGGCCUCGCCAAUGUGGAGCUCGCACUUGCAAGCCUGCUAUUCCACUUUGACUGGGAAAGUCCACCGGGGAACGAGUUGGACAUGGCCGAGGAGUUCGGCCUCACGGUGCGGCGGAAGGCCGGUCUUCUUCUACGCCCUGUCCUACGAGUCCCUGUUCCUGAAGUCUAG